Molecule: messenger RNA, 1257 nt
Organism: Aspergillus puulaauensis
Lineage: Eukaryota; Fungi; Ascomycota; Eurotiomycetes; Eurotiales; Aspergillaceae
Exons: 1
Coding region: 1-1257 (418 amino acids)
Biological process (GO): peptidoglycan turnover; amino sugar metabolic process
Molecular function (GO): ATP binding; phosphotransferase activity, alcohol group as acceptor
Source: RefSeq, a predicted model, not a curated record
AUGCCAUAUAUCAUCGGACUCAACAGUGGCUCAUCUUUUGAUGGCAUCGAUGCAGUGCUCUGCAGCAUAGAAUUCGCCCCUGAUGGACAUCCAGCACGGCCAAAAUUCCUCAACGCCUUGACUGUCAACUGGCCCGAGGAGCUGCAGCCCCUGAUCAUGCGAGCCUUCGAGAACGAAUUAUCACUCUUCGAAAUGACUCGAGUCAAUUACGCCGCCGGUGCAGUCUACGCCGAGGCAACCAACGCCCUACUGGCCAAGGCCGGUCUCAAGCCCGAAGAAAUUGCUGUUGUCGGCUAUGAUGGUCAGACUGUGUAUCAGGAGCCCCCCGAACAAUCCAAGAUCGCUGAAUAUUGUGCCGGCGGGAACCAGAGUUUGGUCGAGCGUUGGACGAAAUUCGGAUUUCCUUGCGGGUUUUUCAUUGCUGAGUCUGGCGUUGUCGCUGCGCUGACCAACAUUACCACCGUGACACAAUUCCGCCCUGUUGAUCACGCCCUCGGUGGUUCCGGUGCCCCCUUGAUGCAAUACCUGGAUUUUGUGGCAUUCCGCAACGAUGGCCCCACUGUGACGUUGAACAUAGGUGGGAUAGCAAAUCUCCAGCUUGCCGACGCAGACCGCAGCAAAAUGAUGGCCUUUGACACAGGUCCAGGCAAUGUGAUGAUCGACCACGUCAUGAAGGCUCGUCUGGGAAUGAGCUAUGAUAAAGAUGGAGAGACUGCUGCCAAGGGCCAGAUUAUUCAGCCCUUGCUUGCUGAGCUACAAUCUAACCACUUUUUCUCCCGGAAGCCCCCCCGCUCGGCCUGGCGUCUGGACUUCGGUUCUUCAUACGCUGACCAAAUUCUCGAGCAGUACGCCUCAGCUUCCACCGAGGAUCUGGUUGCGACCUUGACAAUGUUCACUGCCUCCAGCAUUGAACGCGCUCUGGUGGAUUUCGUCCUUCCUAAAUCGCAGAUCACUAAGAUUAUUGCUAGUGGCGGAGGAACACGGAACACAACCUUACUACGGUUUAUUCGCCAACGAUUGGCCCCUCGUGGGAUACAAACAUGUCUGAGUGAUGAAUUUGGAUUGCCGGCGGCGUAUAAGGAGGCAAUCAAGUUUGCGACCUUGGCAUUUGCUACUACUCACAAUCUGGCAAACAAUAUUCCUGCAGCGAGCGGUGCCUCGUUGUUUGCUGUGUUGGGCAAGAUGACUAUGGCACCCCGUGUGGCUAUCUCCGAACCACAUUGUGUCAAUGCUGAACAAGGAACGAAAACAGUAUAG